GUUAUGUUCGUAAAUAUGAUAACGUUUUAUUUCAAAAUAUUAUGUUCAAACGAUUUCAAGUUGUACUGUGUUGUUCUACCCAGUGCUCGCUCUGACUACAAGUUACCAUUUUCUUGAUUAGGUUAAGUCUUAACACACGUAUUUACUUUUCUUAGUGAAACUUACUAUCGAAGGAUAAACUGUGUGUAGUGCGUGGGCUUGUGAUUUUAAUUUUCUGUUUUUAUACAUAGUUUGCAGAAUAAUUACAAUGGACUCGGACGAUGAAAUCCCAUCAUUGGUGACAGCUAUUACAUUGGAUCCAGUGCCUGUGACAAUUAUAACCGGUUACUUAGGGUCUGGCAAGACAACUCUUUUAAAUUAUAUACUUACGGAACAACACAAUAAAAAAAUUGCUGUCAUAUUGAACGAAUUUGGUGAAGGUGACACUAUGGAAAAAUCGAUUGCUGUUGGUGAAAAGGGAGACCUUUGUGAAGAAUGGCUUGAACUACAAAAUGGCUGCUUAUGUUGUUCCGUCAAAGAUAACGGUGUGAAAGCAAUUGAAAACCUUAUGUCCAAACGUGGAAAAUUUGAUUAUAUAUUGUUAGAAACUACAGGAUUAGCUGAUCCUGGACCUAUUGCAAAAUUAUUUUGGAUUGAUACUGAACUGGGAAGUGAUGUUCAUUUAGAUGGAAUAGUCUGUGUCAUUGAUAGCAAAAACGCAAAUAAACAUCUUGGCAACAGUUUACUUGAUGAACCUAACUUGAAUACUGUAAACCCUUCAACAAGACAAAUUGCAUUAGCUGAUAUUAUACUCAUCAAUAAAGUUGACUUAGUCGACAGAAGUACAUUGGAAACGUUAAAAACCAAGAUUAGAUCAAUAAAUGGAAGUUCUGAAAUUAUCGAGACAACAAAUAGCAGAAUUGACUUGAAUAAAAUUCUUGAUUUGAAAUCCUACUCUUCGUCAAACAGCUUAAGGGUCGACGAAAUGAUUAGAAACGUGGAAAGUUUGGAAGGGAAAACUCAUAUACAUCAAAACAUGGCUACUGUCACACUUGAAGUUCCCGAUGGUAUUUUAAGGACAUCUCUGGACACUUUUGUAUGCCAGAUCUUAUGGGAAAAUAUGCUGAAAGAUGGUCGAGGGAAUACUUCAGAAAUAAUCAGAAUGAAGUCCGUAUAUACCCAAAGAACUAACGCGCAUAUACGAUAUACCUGACACGUGACUGCCGCCAGAGGAAAUAAUAAUAAUAAUAAUAAUAAUAGAAGUGGAAGACGAGAAAACGUCUCGGUGCCGGAGGAAACAACAGUAUAUGCGUGCAGUGCAGUAGUGCACAAACGUAUACAUUAUAAGAAGGAGAACUACACACGUCUCAUAUAUUUUAUAGCAUAUAUGCAUAAUAUAUUAUGUAUAUAGCCGUGGCGAGGAGGGGGGGGGGGGGAUCGGUACACGAAAAGGAGUGGUGCCGGGUGCCGGGUUGGUAGUUUUUGAGUGCGUGAAAUUCACGCUUUCCGCACGGCCAAGUCGCCGAGUGAAACAGCGGUGGCACGUGCGGACGGAAUGCUUUUGUGGGGCUCCUACGCCUUUCGACGGGCGUCAAAAUGUUUUUAUUAAAUUUUAAAUUGCAGACUGACGUGUAUGUUUUACACGCACGCACGCCUUACAUAAUACGCGGUCAACGCUGCAGUGUGGAGUCCGCUGAAGGCAAAGAGCACACGCCGCGUAAAGUACCUAUAAUCUAUGUAUAAAAUAUAUCCACCUAUAUGCAGUCGUUUUUUUUUUUAUAAAUACGUUUUACGUACCUAUUGUAAUGAAUCGCGCAAGAGGUCUUGUCGUUUUAUAUACUAUUUGUCGCUCAUUACAUAAAUAUAUUGAUAUAUUAUAAACGUUGAGCUCGAUUUUAAAUCGCGCUGGUAUCUCUUCAGAAUAAGAUGACUAUCUUACAGGCUCUAUUUUUAAUGUUGAAAUCUAGUAUUUUGUCAUUAUAUUAUGUAUUUUACAUUACUGCGAGGUACUACUUAAAAGUAAAACUAGUAUAAUAAUAGGUAUAUUAUCUCCCUUAACUAUGGUACCUACUUGUACAGUCAAUAGCAAUUAGUAGGUAUUGCAGGUUACAGGUUUCAGUGACAAAACCAAAAGAACAAUUUUAUAGUAAAAACAGUGUUUAAAAUAUAUAUAACUCACCUGCAGAGUUAUACAUUUACUGAUAUACACCUAUUGUAAUAACCUUAGGAAGGGAGGACAAAACCAAAUUAGAAGUUGAUAAAAUACUUUGCAUUGGAGUUUUCGACUAUUACCCUUUUGGUGAAAAUCAAAAAACUAAAACAAUAGCAGAUAAAAAAUAUUAUAUUAUUCUAACCAUAUUUGGUAUAUUUUUUUUUGCUCAGAACCAAUGCUUGUCGACUAUAUAAUAUACGAUACAUCUCCGCUCAAAACUAGUCGCUGCAGGUAUCGGCAAAAAUUAAUAGAAUUAAAAAUGCUCAAAUUGUUCAAGAUCGCGAAAUGCAAAGAUGAAAAACUCCCGGUUACAAUAUUAGUUGAUACCUACCUACUACGUAUUCAAAUAAAAUAUUAAUACUUUAAGCUGUAGCAGCUCAUCAUUGACACCACGCACCGUUUUCGUUGGCAUCAUAAUAAUAUAUUAUAGCAUGUGACAACGCCCGCCACAAAUAUUUAUACUGCACCGCAAUAUUAUCGUACGUGUUUUAUGACCGCCACCGCAAUAAUAUAUUUUUCUGAGAGUGGCGUAGAAACCUGGAACAAUAUAAUAUAAUAAUAUGCAUAUAAAUAUAUUAUUAUAUAGUAUAUUAUAUAUUAUAUAUA
Messenger RNA from Metopolophium dirhodum (rose-grain aphid), 2797 nucleotides. Its product is annotated as zinc-regulated GTPase metalloprotein activator 1-like. Gene Ontology annotation, cellular component: cytoplasm. NCBI's taxonomy places the organism in Eukaryota, Metazoa, Arthropoda, Insecta, Hemiptera, Aphididae. The transcript has 12 exons. The coding region runs from base 248 to 1192 and encodes 314 amino acids. The record is from RefSeq and is a predicted model, not a curated record.